GACACGCGGAGAGAGAGACACGGGGGGAGAGACAGAGAGAGAGACACGAGGGGAGAGAGACACGGGGAGAGAGACACAGAGAGAGAGACACAGAGAGAGAGACACGGGGGGAGAGAGAGACACGGAGAGAGAGACACACAGAGAGAGAGACACGGGGAGAGAGACAGGGAGAGAGACACUGCGAGACAGACACUGCGAGACAGAGACAAGGGGAGACACAGAGACACACAAGGAUAGGGGAGACACAGAGAGGAUAAGGGACAGGCAAGACCAUCCAGAUAUGUAGACUGAUAAGAGACAGAGAGACAGAAAAGUGCAGACAGGCAGACGGCAUACACCCAUUUACACACCCACAAAGACACGAAAUUUUGGACAGACACACACACACAGACAUCGACAUUAAUAUCACUUGACACACACAGACACCCACACACACCCACAGACACACCUAGCAACACACACAGACACACCUAGACACACACAGACACACCUAGCAACACAGACACACACACCCACAGACACACCUAGACACACAGACAGACACACACAGACACACCUAGCAACACACACACAGACACACCUAGCAACACAGACACACACACACAGACACACCUAGACACACACAGACACACCUAGCAACACAGACACACACAGACACACCUAGCAACACACACACAGACACACCUAGCAACACACACAGACACACACACACAGACACACCUAGCAACACACACAGACACACCUAGACACACACACAGACAGACACACACCUAGAUACACACACAGACACACAGACACACCUAGACACACACACAGACACACGCACACCUAGACACACAGACAGACACACAGACACACCUAGCAACACACACAGACACACCUUGCAACACAGACACACACAGACACACCGAGACACACACACAGACACACACACACCUAGACACACAGACAGACACACACACAGACACACACAGACAUACAGACACACAGACACACACAGACACACACACAGACACACCUAGACGCACACACACAGACACACCUAGCAACACAGACAGACACACCGAGACACACACACAACCACUCACACACCUAGACACACAGACACACACACACAGACAGACACACACACACAGACACACAGACAGACACACAGACAGACACACACCUAGCCACAGACACACACACAAAGACACACACAGACAGACACACACACCUAGACACACACACAGACAGACACACAGACAGAAACACAGACAGACACACACAAAUAGACACACACACAAAGACACACACACAGACAGACACACACACAGACAGACACACACAGACACACACACAGACACACAGACAGACACACACAGACAGACACACACACACAGACAGACACACACACACAGACACACACACAUACAUACACAUACACACACAGACACACACACAGACACACACAGACACACACACAGACACACACACCUAGCCACACACACAGACACACACACACAGACAGACACACACACACCUAGACAGACACACACAGACACACACACACCUAGCCACACACACACAGACACACAGACAGACACAGACACACACAGACACACACCUAGACACAUACACACAGACACACACACACACACCUAGACACACACAGACAGACACACACAGACAUACACACACCUAGACAGACACACAGACACACACACACAGACAUACACACAGACACACACACACACACACCUAGACAGACACACACAGACAGACACGGCCACGCCAUGGCCAGCUUCUCGUCUCGCCAGCGGCUGAGACACGGUCGCGCUGUGCCGGAGCUGAGACCCGAGUUCAUGUCUCUGCUGGUGCAAGCGACGGCUCGGACCACCACCAGCAACAACAACAACCACAACCACCAGCAGCACCACCACCACCAGCACCACCUCAACCACCUGAACCACCUCCAGCAGCUGAACCAGCAGCAGCAGCAGAAAGGAGCAGCACCACGUGGUACAGAGCAUCUGGCAGCGAGGAGAGAGUCAAUGAACCUGCCCGAGUCGGACUGCAUGAGGCUUAACCCCUCCCUCCGUGGCAUCGCCUUCAGGUCACUGGUGGCGGUGGACCUGAGCGCAUCUCGCGGCCUGGUCGCGUGGUGUGGCUCUCGACAGAUGCUUCGGGUGCUGGGGUUGACGGGACACGGAGCGGCCUGGGUCGGGGGGACCGCCUACUGCCUCUGGCAGAGCGACUCAGCGGCCGGGAGGGAAGUCUUGCUCAACCUACUGCUGGCGCUGAUCUUCGACAUCGUCGUCGCCGUCACCAUCAAGGGCCUGGUGCGCCGCAAGGGCCCCUCCUACUGCGACCCAGCCGCCCCUCACCACCCUCCGCAGCGCGGCGCGCCAUCCUCGCCCUUCGCCUCCUCCUCCCCCUUCUCGAGCGCCGUCUCCCUCGCCGCCUCCGCCCCGCCCGCCCCCUACUACUCCUCGUCAGCCUCCCCGACGUUCUACGCCGGCGCCGGCGGCAGGAACCCCGCCGGCGCCGCCGCCCCGUCCGCCCCGUCCCGCCUGCUCCCGCCGCUGCUCCGCCGGGCCCUGGAGGCUUCGGCCUUCUCGUUCCCCGCCAACCAGGCGACGCGCGCCGCCCUGCUGGUGCUCUUCUUGCCGCGCCACCUGGUGCUGGGCUUCCCGCUGCGCGUGCUGCUGCUGCUGUGGGCGCUGCUGGUGGGGCUGCUGCGCGUCGCGCUGGGCCACCACUACGUCACCGACGUGCUGUGCGGAUUCGCCGUCGGCUGCGCGGAGGCUCGCCUCGUCGAGGCCCUCUGGGUGUCGGCCGCUGGCUUCCAGGCGCUCGCCAGGGCCGUGGGGCUGCCGGUGUGA
Molecule: messenger RNA, 2864 nt
Organism: Lethenteron reissneri (Far Eastern brook lamprey)
Lineage: Eukaryota; Metazoa; Chordata; Hyperoartia; Petromyzontiformes; Petromyzontidae
Product: inactive phospholipid phosphatase 7-like
Molecular function (GO): sphingosine-1-phosphate phosphatase activity
Source: RefSeq, a predicted model, not a curated record